AUGUCUAAGGUAAAGAGUAGUGAGACGAAGGUUGUGGUUCGCUGUCGACCGUUAAACCGGAAAGAGGCAGCUGGUGUUGCCGGGACACCAGGAGGAAGGGGCGGGAUCGUAGAGAUGGAUGUACAUCGGGGUCAGGUGGUCUUACGGAACCCUCGCGCUCUGCCCGGCGAGCCGCAGAAGACGUUUACGUUCGACUCUGUGUAUGACGCAUCGUCUAGACAACGUGACCUGUACGAUGAGACGGUACGCCCGCUGAUCCACUCUGUCCUGGACGGGUUUAAUGGAACCAUCUUUGCCUACGGCCAGACGGGCACCGGAAAGACCUACACCAUGCAGGGCGCGUGGCUAGAGCCAGAGAGGCGGGGCGUCAUCCCCAACGAACACGUCUUCACCCAGAUCUCCCGCUCCGCCGCCGACCGCCAGUACCUGGUCAGAGCCUCUUACCUGGAGAUCUACCAAGAGGAGAUCAGGGAUCUACUGGAUCCUAACUCCCCCCACACCCUGGAGCUGAGAGAGAGUCCGGAGAGCGGGGUGUAUGUGCGUGACCUGACGUCGUGCGUGUGUAAGAGCGUGAAAGAGAUAGAGGAGCUGAUGAACUUAGGGAACCAGGUGCGCUCGGUGGGAGCGACAGACAUGAACGAACACUCUUCCCGUUCCCACACCCUGUUCCUCAUCACGGUGGAGUGUUCCCAGACGGGGCCGGAUGGACGGCAGCACAUCAGGGUUGGCCGGCUCAACCUGGUUGACCUGGCGGGCAGCGAGCAGCAGGCAAAGACGGGCGUCCACGGAGAACGCCUGAAGGAAGCCGCUAAGAUCAACCUGUCUCUGUCAGCGCUAGGCAACGUGAUCUCAGCCCUGGCAGACGGGCGUAGCGGCCAUGUUCCCUAUCGGGACUCUAAACUGACCCGGUUAUUACAGGACUCUCUGGGAGGGAACGCCAAGACGGUGAUGGUGGCUACACUAGGCCCCGCCCCCCAACACUACGAGGAGACCCUCACCACUCUCCGCUAUGCUAACAGAGCUAAGAACAUCAAGAACCAGCCAAGAGUUAACGAAGACCCUAAAGACGCCCUGCUCAGAGAGUUCCAGAAGGAGAUCGCACGGCUCCGCGCACAGCUCAGCCACAGGGAAGGGAGGGGCAAACACAGGAAGGAGGAAGGGGAGGAGGGAGAAGAGGAGGUGGAGAAGGAGAAGGAGAGGAAGCUGCAGAAGGAGAGGCUGGAGGAGGGCUGGGACGGAGAAGGGGAUGAGGAGGGAGAAGAGGAGGUGGAGAAGGAGAGGAAGCUGCAGAAGGAGAGGCUGGAGGAGGAGAAUAAGGCCAUCAGAGAAGAUGGAUCACUAUUGGCUGUGGAGAAGCAGAGGCUUCUGGGAGAGAAGGAGAUAAUGAUGGGAGAUCUGAGGAAGGAGUGGGACACCACCGAGCAGUUGACUGCCAAAUACAAG
Oncorhynchus nerka (sockeye salmon) is the source of this 1443-nucleotide messenger RNA. Its product is annotated as kinesin-like protein KIF3B. Lineage: Eukaryota; Metazoa; Chordata; Actinopteri; Salmoniformes; Salmonidae. Gene Ontology annotation, biological process: mitotic spindle organization; spindle elongation; microtubule-based movement. Gene Ontology annotation, molecular function: microtubule binding; microtubule motor activity; ATP binding. Gene Ontology annotation, cellular component: microtubule associated complex. The record is from RefSeq and is a predicted model, not a curated record.